Messenger RNA from Poecilia latipinna (sailfin molly), 2043 nucleotides. RefSeq names its product syntaxin-binding protein 5-like. NCBI's taxonomy places the organism in Eukaryota, Metazoa, Chordata, Actinopteri, Cyprinodontiformes, Poeciliidae. The record is from RefSeq and is a predicted model, not a curated record. Gene Ontology annotation, biological process: exocytosis; Golgi to plasma membrane transport. Bases 1270 to 2028 code for a protein of 252 amino acids. The transcript is spliced from 6 exons. Gene Ontology annotation, cellular component: plasma membrane; SNARE complex; cytoplasm. Gene Ontology annotation, molecular function: GTPase activator activity; syntaxin binding; myosin II binding.
AAAUAUUGUAAAUAUUUGCAUAAUAAAAUGUAAAAUGUGUUAAACGAAGCAAUCCUUAGGAGAAAUUUACUCGAAGAUAACUGCAAUCCUCGGUUUUCCACACCAGCCACACGAGGUGGUUUCUGAUCUCCUCGUAUCUUUAUGGAAAGAGUGUCAAGUUAACCUUUGUUUUCUGUAAUAUGUUGAAGUGGAUUACUCCAUUAUUGUGGUUUGGCUCUUUCUCCUGAUCAUGCCGUUUCUCUGAUUUAGAGCUUUGUAACCAAUCGUUGAGGAGAAGGCGGGAGGAGAAACGGAGAGGUGGGGCGGGGCGCAGGGCUGGCUGGUUAUUUUAGUUUUAUCUCCCCCCCUCUCACCUCCCCACAGCACCACGACAGAUCCCCGCCACUUGUGUGUGGGCUGCAGCGAAGCGACGCUCAAAACGCGGCAGGAUCAGGUUAAAAACUCACAUCGAUCUGCAGAUGAACCACGAGUUCACGGCGCGAACGUAAAGCUUCCUCCUCUCCCCUCCUUCUGCUUGAUGCCUGAGUUGUCUCGUUUUGUGGCCUGACUGAGAAGACCAACCUCCUUUAACUGCAUUGCCUCUGCGUCUGCUGGCUUUUGGCUCCUCAUUCUCCUCCUGUUACUGGCGGCUACCGUGUUGUGAAAGUGUGUUUUGUUGUUGUUGUUGUUGUUGUUGUUGCUGUUUGGAAAAAAAAAAAAAAAAACGGAGGGAAGAGAGUGGACUGACCUGACCGAAGUUGUUUUUCUUUCUUUCUUUCUUUUUGGAUUUUUUUCCUCCUUAUGUUAAAGCUGCCUUCUUAUGAAAGAAUCUCUGCUCUGUUCUGUAAUUAAUGAAAUCAAGGAACAGAAGUGCGGGAUUUGUUUCCAUGCUCAGGAGUGGAUCUUACUAGAGGAAGCAGGGAGAAGAUGAAGUUGAGUAGUUUAAGUGGCCUUUGGUGCAUAAUCUGAGAUGAGAUAGACGACCUGCAUCUGCAACGUUGGCUGAAAUCAUCCCAUCAGAGUGGAACAUUUUAUAUGGGCAACACAUUAAGCUCAGGAUGAGGUGCAUUUGUGACUUUUUGAACUGCACCUAAGAAAAAGAGGGGGGUUAGGGGGGGUCCCUCUGUACAUCCUGCUUCCACAGGAAGAGACGCGUUUUUUCCCCCCUUUUGCUGUCAAACGAAUUAGGGUUGUUGCAUCAAAGUGAACACUGGGAAAACAAAGGAAGCUGAUUUCCUUUUGCAUCCUCCGUUUCACUCACUUAAAAAGCAUUCGACAGACCGAGUGAAAAUGAAGAAGUUUCGGAAGGUGCUGGACGGUUUGACCACCUCCUCUCCGGGGGGGACUAUGGGGUCCCCAUCGUGCGGCAGCGCGGCUGGGACUCCCACCGCGGCGCCAACUCCCAAGGAAAUCGACGUCCAGGAGACGCUGGUGUCGGAAAACUUUCAGCUGUGUAAGACGGUUCGGCAUGGAUUCCCGUACCAACCCACAUCUUUGGCCUUUGACCCCGUGCAGAAGAUCCUGGCCAUUGGUUCAAGAUCAGGUGGUGUACGAAUACUGGGCCGACCAGGGGUGGACUGCUACUGUCAACAUGAGAGCGGAGCAGCUGUUCUUCAACUUCAGUUCCUCAUCAAUGAGGGGGCGCUGGUCACAGCCUGUGCAGACGACACACUACACCUGUGGAAUCUGCGCCAGAGACGACCGGCAGUCUUGCAUUCACUCAAAUUCAACAGAGAGAGGAUCACCUUUUGCCACCUGCCCUUUCAGAGUAAAUGGCUGUACGUGGGGACGGAGCGUGGAAACACACACAUCGUCAACAUUGAGUCUUUUAUUUUGUCUGGAUAUGUCAUCAUGUGGAACAAGGCCAUAGAACUAUCAACUAAAACUCACCCAGGUCCUGUAGUUCAUCUGAGUGACAGCCCAAAGGACGAAGGCAAGGUGAGUAGGUGGACAACAGAAAAUCAGCAACAUCUUCUGGUUUCUUUUACUCAAACUCUUGGUGGCUCCUUCCUUCUCCCACUGCUACACUCUUUGUUAAACUUCUCUUAACCCCACAUCCCCUGG